Molecule: messenger RNA, 3615 nt
Organism: Thunnus maccoyii (southern bluefin tuna)
Lineage: Eukaryota; Metazoa; Chordata; Actinopteri; Scombriformes; Scombridae
Gene: htra3b
Product: HtrA serine peptidase 3b
Exons: 10
Coding region: 1190-2593 (467 amino acids)
Biological process (GO): proteolysis
Cellular component (GO): extracellular region
Molecular function (GO): serine-type endopeptidase activity; protein binding
Source: RefSeq, a predicted model, not a curated record
CUUUAACAGCCUGUGGACUGAUUUCUAUGCGAACGACCCAGGCUGGAUUUUCCACAAAAAUUCAAAGGAUGUGACGUUCUUGCACCUUCCCAAGUGCCCUGCCUCUCUCCCGCUAACGUCAACAAACGAUUGGCAUAUAGACUCAACAACACAACACAACAAAAACUGGCUGACUGGGAGUAAGUGAUACUUUGCAGAAACACGGUGUAAAAUGCAACAUUAUUGAUCUUUUUGUUAUUAUGAGAAGUGUAAGCGAGGAAAAAGACAUCACCUGCAAUAGUCUCAAGAAAGCGACAAGAUGUUGACUGCAGCUCACUUAAUGACCACUGGUGUCACUAGUGAGAAGAAAUUUCUGAUUCUUACAAAUAGAACCUUUAAAUGAACAAGAUAGAUGUUUGUUGUGUUUUUUUGAGGAGAGCCAGGCUAACUGUUUUCCCCUGAGUAUGGUCUUGAUGCUAAAUUAGGCUAACCAUGUCCUAACUCCAGCCGCUAGCAGAAACAUUGGAUUGAUAUCCAUAUCCUCACAUCAUUCUCAGAAAAAGUAUACAUAGAAGAGAAGUCUCUGUAAUUAAACUGUGGAAGGAGAUUGAUUGUUGAUUGUCACAAUUUGGGGAUGCUUAAAACUGAAAGAUACACAUGGUGUAACAUGAGACAAUAAGACAACUGACAUGAGGGUGAAUGUGACUUUAAAGUCCGUCUGAUGGUUAUACACUGCAACAAUGAUGUUGCAGACAUCUGAUUCUGAGCUCUGUGGCCACGCCCACAGGAGCGCAGCUGCUCCUUACAUCUUUCUCUCCCCGGCCGGCUUCACAGCUAGAAGCGCUCUCCCUGCCAGCAGAGUGGACGUCCCCUCAGCCCGGGCGAAGGACAAACAGAAACACUUAGACAUCCAGUCUCACUCCAGUGGAUAGUCUCAAUUUGCAGCUGGAUAGUGGUCGCGUCUGGACGCACAAUUACGCGAGGAUACAAGAUAGUGGCAAGCUUCAUUUUCCAAGUUCCAAGCUUAGGAUUGCGUUAUUUUUAUGUAUUUUGCAAUAUUAGCUAGACAACUGUCUGUCUGUCCUUCGUGUAUGGAGAUUUCCAUCCGUAAAGUCUCGAGACAGUGAUGAACAGUACGGGAAUAAGAUCUCCGCGUAAACUUCUCCUUACCUCUUUUUAGUUUUUCUGUUCAAAUCCUCCUUUUAACAAAAUGCAGCUCCUCCUCUACACAGCAGUGUUCCUUUACCUCAAGCAAUCUGUCAGUGCUGAACCCAAAGCUAAGUGCCCAGCACGGUGCGAUGUUAGUACCUGUCCGAGCCCCAGCUGCCCCAGCGGCUAUGUGCCGGACCGCUGCAACUGCUGCCUGGUGUGCGCCCAGGGGGAAGGGGAGCCGUGCGGCCGCAAAGACGACCUGCCGUGCGGGGAUGGACUGGAGUGCAAACACCCGGCGGGCAAGCGGCUUUCUAAGGGCUUCUGUCAGUGCAAGUUCAACCACGAAGUGUGCGGCAGCGACGGGAAGACGUACGGUAACGUGUGCCAGCUUAAGGCGACCAGCAGGAAGGCUCUGCAACAGGGACUGCCAGGCAUCACCCAGAUCCAGAAGGGACCAUGUGAGACCAGCAUAGGUCCUUCAAAUGCUGUCAGUCCUCGUUACAAGUUCAACUUCAUAGCUGACGUGGUGGAGAAAAUCGCUCCUGCUGUGGUCCACAUCGAGCUCUUCCUCAGGCAUCCUCUCUUUGGUCGGAACAUCCCUCUGUCUAGUGGAUCUGGGUUUGUGAUGUCAGACAACGGACUGAUUGUUACCAAUGCCCAUGUAGUCUCUAGCACUUCACCAGUGUCCGGUCAGCAGUACCUUAAGGUCCAGAUGCAUAAUGGUGAUGUAUAUGAAGCCAAUAUCAAAGACAUUGAUAAAAAGUCAGACAUUGCUACUAUCAAAAUCAACCCUCAGACAAAGCUGCCUAUAUUGUUUCUGGGUCACAGUGCAGACCUGAGGCCUGGGGAGUUUGUGGUUGCCAUUGGCAGUCCCUUUGCCCUCCAGAACACCGUCACCACUGGCAUUGUCAGUACCGCACAAAGAGACGGCAAGGAGCUGGGCCUCAGGGACUCUGACAUGGACUACAUUCAGACGGACGCUAUUAUCAAUUAUGGGAAUUCAGGAGGGCCUCUUGUCAAUUUGGAUGGUGAGGUGAUCGGCAUCAACACCCUGAAGGUUGCAGCAGGAAUCUCAUUUGCGAUUCCCUCAGACAGAAUCACUCGUUUCCUCAAUGAGUCGCUUGACAAGCACAACAAAGAUGUGAGGUCAAUAAAGAAACGUUUCAUUGGAAUAAGGAUGCUGACCAUUACACCGUCGUUAAUUGAAGAACUAAAACAGCAGAACCCAGACUUCCCUGAUGUCACUAGUGGAAUCUACGUCCAUGAGGUUGUUCCUCACUCACCUGCACAGAAAGGUGGUAUCAGAGAUGGUGACAUUAUAGUGAAACUGAACGGCAAACCUCUGAUGACAACGGCUGACCUGCAGGGGGCACUGCAGGAGGAAACGGCCCUGCUGCUGGAGGUCAGGAGGGACAACGAUGACCUGCUCUUUAACAUCGAACCUGACGUGAUCAUGCAGUAGACAUUGGAAGCACAGAUCUCAUGAAGAGUUAGAUCAACAGCUAAGGCUCUAUUUUUGUGAAAGAACAUGUUGGGUGGUGAAAGCUCUGCACCAGUGAAGUGGUAUUUUUGUCAAGCACUGACAACUUCUUUGGAACCUGGCCGCUAACUCAACUGUACCAAAAUGGAAGGAGACCUGUAUGAGUAACGACAAUAAGGUGCAAUGCUGUCUUGGCAAGGACUUAUAGUUGUGCCUCCUGCCUGCUCAGGAACAUUGGAACAGGUGCUCCCAUGUACACCCCACAGAAUCCCUGACCUUUUAUGUAUGUUAACUACUACUAUGUUAAUUACUUGAUUGUUUCACUUUGAUGUUACAUUUUCAGCAAGUAGACACACUCACAUGCACAUCAAAAAUAUGAUGAUAACUGAAAGCAGUAAUGGCUUUAACACAGCGUCGUAUGGUGCACAUCAUAUAAAAUAUAAUAUAAAAGCAGAGUUGAAGAAUGUACAAAUAAAUACAUUUGUUGUUAAAUGUAAGACAAAUGUGGUGAUAGAAUACAGACAACUGAACUGAUUAAUUUGUUCAUAAGCAAAGAGUUAUUCUCAAUAAAUUCUCUCAUUACUUGCUGCUGCCUUGUGGCUGUUGAAACUAAAUGGUGAGCCAGCAGGCGGACCUGUGACAACAUCAGCCACAUCAUAAAUGUGCAGAGGGAAAUCUAAAAACUGUGAUGACAGUCAGCGGGUGGGGAUUAUGAAUGACACAAUAGCCCUGUUUCUACUGCAGGAACUUAAUAAGCAACCAACUACUGUAUGUAGCUACUAGCCAAGUUUCCAUCCAAAUAUAGCCCAAAUUUUAACCACAUUUCCAAAAAAUCAGCAAAAGAAAACGCAAAUGAAUGCAUGUUUCCAUCCACCACUGUUGUGUGAAUAUUAGGAGGAAACAGAUGGCUGCAGUAAUUUUCCAGUCAGUGUCAUUAAACUACUGCAGAAGAAGAGGACACAACGAGAUGAUGUCAUUAAAAGAGUGGCAGUCAAAGCUCAAAC